Messenger RNA from Ctenopharyngodon idella (grass carp), 1968 nucleotides. RefSeq names its product NK2 homeobox 4b (gene nkx2.4b). The record is from RefSeq and is a predicted model, not a curated record. Gene Ontology annotation, cellular component: nucleus. The coding region runs from base 205 to 1128 and encodes 307 amino acids. Gene Ontology annotation, molecular function: DNA-binding transcription factor activity, RNA polymerase II-specific; RNA polymerase II cis-regulatory region sequence-specific DNA binding. Lineage: Eukaryota; Metazoa; Chordata; Actinopteri; Cypriniformes; Xenocyprididae. Gene Ontology annotation, biological process: cell differentiation; regulation of transcription by RNA polymerase II. The transcript has 2 exons.
GCUCCGCCCCUCGCGUUUGUCGUAAACCAGCAGUCUGACGGGAAUAAGGCAGAAAUAAGAGCGUCCAGGACUCGCCUCUUUCUCCAGGGCGCACACUCGGACCUCAGUGAACGCGGUACGCACGGAGGACACUUGGCGUCUGGCGGUCGCGCGCACAUCCACGGGCUUGUGGCAGCUUCAGCAAACUCGCUCGCGGGCUGAACCAUGUCCUUUAGCCCCAAACAUUCAACUCCUUUCUCAGUGAGCGAUAUUUUGAGCCCGAUCGAGGAGACCUUCAAGAAGUUUGCAGCUAUGGAGAGCAGCGCGAGCCUGGCGUCUCCUCUGUACAGACAGACUCAGGUGUCUCAGGCGAACCUGCAGCAGCACAGCAUGAGCCAUAACACCUACCACAUGCCGCACUCUCAGUUCUCGCACAGCGCCAUGGGAGGAUACUGCAACGGGACUAUCGGCGCCAUGGGAGACCUUCCGUCCUACCAGGAGAGCAUGAGGAACGGCGCGACGGCGACGGCUUGGUACGGCUCGAACCCGGAGCCGAGAUACCCGACAAUCUCCAGGUUUAUGGGUCCCUCAGCGGGCAUGAACAUGGGAACAUUACCGGGCAUGGAUGCAAGUAAAUCUAUGGUGACUUUACACGCGGCGCCGCGGAGGAAACGGCGCGUGCUCUUUUCUCAAGCGCAGGUGUACGAGCUGGAGCGGCGGUUUAAGCAGCAGAAGUAUCUCUCGGCACCGGAGAGGGAACAUUUGGCCAGCAUGAUUCACCUGACCCCGACCCAGGUCAAGAUCUGGUUCCAGAAUCACAGAUAUAAAAUGAAGCGCCAGGCGAAAGAUAAAGCGUCCCAGCAGCCGGACACCGGAAACCUGUGUGCGCAACAGUCGCCGAGGCGCGUGGCAGUGCCAGUGCUCGUUAAGGACGGUAAACCUUGUCAGAACGGGUCCAGCACGCCGACGCCCGUCCAUCAGCAGGUGCAGAACGUGAUGGGCAGUGAGACUUUAGCUUCAGCCGAGGAUCUGGAGGAAAUGUCGCCCAGUCCUCCUCUGAUGAACAGCCUCUCUCAGACUGACGCCGCGCUCAUCGAGUACACGAGCAGCAUGGUGAGCUCCAACCUGCUGUACGGCAGAACAUGGUGACAUUUCACCCACCAAUCACCAGAGAAACGGAUCAAUAUGUGAAUUUCCACAGACCUUUUUUUAAAAAUAAUUUUUAAACGGCACUCGUCUGAUGCAGGACCCUCAUCAUGUGAAUUGUAUGGAUUGUAACUUUAAAUCAUUAUUGAAUGAAAAGCUUCACGCGGAUGAGGAGUGCGCGCGCGUGUGUGUGAAGACUAGUUUAGUGUGAUGCCAUUAAUCCGACAUCGUUUUUGUUGCUUUGUAAAAUACAAGCUGUAGAUGAAGAAAUGUUUUGUGUAAAUAUCUAACACUGGACAAAGAAUGCUUUCUUGAAGUCUUUUGUAAGUUUAAAAGGAAAACAAUAAAUAUGAGUGCUGCAAAUAUGAAAGAAACUACUUGAAGUGUAAAACCUUUUUUUUUUUGUUCCUCAAGAAGUUGAAGCAAAUCAAGAGAAUUAUCCGCAUUAUUUUUAUUUAAAAUACUAGUUUUGAAAAACUAAUAACAUUUGUUAUAAAUUAGACCAAUGAAAUCUCAAUGAUUACACUAAAUAUAACUGCGGAAAUACGAAAUUUAGAUUUAAAAUACACAUUUUUAAUACAUCAACACGAAUUCGUAUUUUCCCCGCGACAUCAAAAUAAUUUCAAUCUACAGCAAGAUUUUUUUACCGUUCACUUUAAUAAACAUUUAAGAAACAAACAUUACCCAAAUUAGUAUUAUUAAAACAGUUUUUAAAAUUAAACGUGUAUAUUCACCUUUGUGUUUUGCGUUGCUCAAUCAAAUCUGAUUUUUCUUGAUUCAAAAGAAAUAAUUAUCUAACAGGGCAAAAAUUAAAACAAAGUGCAGCUUCUAUUAAAACAGGAG